AUGGGCGAUAUAGGCAUUCAGUCAAGAACAUACAUAAUUGUGAUAACCCUAGAUGCGCCGGUUUCUGACCUUGCGGUGUAUUUCUUGCAGCCCAUUGACUGGUCAGAACCCUGGAUUAUCGGACUCCUUGGUUUCCACCUGGUUUGCUUCGUGUUGACCGUCGUAUCCUUCAGAUUCUACAGAUUACAGAUCCUCCACUUCCUGAUCAUGGUGGGCCUUGUUAGCUGCGCUGAAUACAUCAAUGAAGUGGCCGCCAUGAACUGGAAGUUGUACUCGCGGCAGCAGUACUUCGAUUCUCCCGGAAUGUUCAUUUCUUUAGCUUUUUCAGCACCUUUGCUGUGCAACACUAUAAUAAUUGUGGUCCAUUGGGUGUAUAAGACGUUGUCCACAAUGACAGAACUUAAGGCUUUACAGAAGAAGCGAAAAGCGGCUAAAGACAAAAAGAAAGGCAACUGAACCCAACCGCCCUAUGAGCCAAGCUGCAGCCGCACCAUUCAUGGUCUGUGGGACCUCUAGAGCAGUGGUCACCAAACUGUGGUCCUCCAGCUUUUGCAGAACUACAACUCCCAGCAUGCCCGGACAGCCGUUGGCUGUCCGGGCAUGCUGGGAGUUGUAGUUUUGCAACAGCUGAAAGCUGGAACAGUUUGGAGACCACUGCUCUAGGGGAAGCAGAACACAGCACUAUGUCCCAUCUGUUCUUAAAGGGGUACUCCGGAGGAAAACUUUUUUUUUUUUUUUU
Molecule: messenger RNA, 739 nt
Organism: Hyla sarda
Lineage: Eukaryota; Metazoa; Chordata; Amphibia; Anura; Hylidae
Gene: TMEM18
Product: transmembrane protein 18
Exons: 5
Coding region: 1-456 (151 amino acids)
Cellular component (GO): nuclear membrane
Source: RefSeq, a predicted model, not a curated record